Sarcophilus harrisii (Tasmanian devil) is the source of this 7191-nucleotide messenger RNA. It is a transcript of the gene JMY, whose product is annotated as junction mediating and regulatory protein, p53 cofactor. The coding region runs from base 78 to 3008 and encodes 976 amino acids. NCBI's taxonomy places the organism in Eukaryota, Metazoa, Chordata, Mammalia, Dasyuromorphia, Dasyuridae. The transcript has 11 exons. The record is from RefSeq and is a predicted model, not a curated record. Gene Ontology annotation, cellular component: cytoplasm; nucleus. Gene Ontology annotation, biological process: 'de novo' actin filament nucleation; positive regulation of apoptotic process; intrinsic apoptotic signaling pathway by p53 class mediator. Gene Ontology annotation, molecular function: transcription coactivator activity; actin binding; Arp2/3 complex binding.
UUCUCGGAGCAGGGCGGGGGAGGGGAGAAGGGGGCAGCCGGGGGCCCGGCCCCGCUGCCUCGAGGGGAGACCCAGCCAUGUCGUUCGCGCUGGAGGAAACGCUGGAAUCGGACUGGGUGGCCGUGCGGCCGCACGUCUUCGAGGAGCGGGAGAAGCACAAGUUCGUCUUCAUCGUGGCCUGGAACGAGAUCGAGGGCAAGUUUGCCAUAACCUGUCACAACCGCACGGCCCAGAGGCAGAGGAGCGGCUCCCGGGAGCCGGCGGCCCCCCGAGGCGCGGCCGAGGCCGGAGCCCCGCCGGACAGCCCGGGCCCCCGGAGCGCGGGGGGCAGCCCGGUCUCGCGAGGCCGAGGGGAGCCGCUCGCCGGCCGCAGGAGCCCCAGCCUGCGGCGGAGCCCGGCCUGGGCGGAAGGCGGCGCGGCGCGGAGCGCGCACCCGCGGGGGGACGCCUCGCUCCGGGGCCCCACGACCAAAGCCGGAGAUCCAGCGCGGGCCCAGCCCAGCCCGGGCAGGAAAGCUCCGGCGAAGCGGGACCCGGUCCCGGCGGAAGCGCCCGGCCCGGCUUCGGUGAGGGUGGUGAGCGCGUCCGGUGCGGCGGCCGAGGAGAUCGAGGUGCUGGAGCUGGUGAAGGAGGACGAAGCGGCGCCGACGCUCCUGGAGCUCUCCGAGCCCGAGCCGCCGGAGCCGCCAACCGAACUGGACUCGCCUCCGGAGGAGUGCAGCUGGGCCGGGCUCUUCUCCUUCCAGGAUCUGCGCGCUGUGCACCAGCAGCUGUGCUCGGUGAACUCUCAGCUGGAACCCUGCCUGCCCCUCUUCCCCGAGGAGCCCUCCGGCAUGUGGACUGUGCUGUUCGGGGGAGCCCCGGAGAUGACCGAGCAGGAGGUGGACAGUCUCUGUUACCAACUCCAGGUCUACCUGGGCCAUGCUUUGGACACCUGCGGCUGGAAAAUUCUUUCCCAGGUUCUUUUCACAGAGACUGACGACCCGGAGGAAUAUUACGAGAGCCUAAGCGAGCUGCGGCAGAAGGGCUACGAGGAGGUGCUGCAGCGGGCCAGGAGGAGGAUUCAGGAGUUAUUAGAAAAACAUAAGAACACAGAAAGUAUGGUGGAGCUUCUUGACCUAUAUCAGAUGGAGGAUGAAGCAUAUAGCAGUCUAGCAGAAGCCACAACUGAAUUAUACCAGUACUUAUUACAGCCAUUUCGAGAUAUGCGGGAACUUGCAAUGCUGAGAAGACAACAGAUAAAGAUUUCUAUGGAGAAUGAUUAUCUGGGGCCCCGUAGAAUUGAAAGUCUCCAAAAAGAAGAUGCUGAUUGGCAACGCAAAGCCCACAUGGCAGUGUUGUCUAUUCAAGAUCUCACUGUCAAGUAUUUUGAAAUAACAGCUAAGGCUCAAAAAGCUGUGUAUGAUAGGAUGAGAGCAGAUCAGAAAAAAUUUGGUAAAGCAUCAUGGGCAGCAGCAGCUGAAAGGAUGGAAAAACUUCAAUAUGCAGUUUCAAAGGAAACUCUGCAGAUGAUGAGAGCUAAAGAAAUAUGUUUGGAACAGAAGAAACAUGCAUUAAAAGAAGAGAUGCAGAGCUUGCAAGGCGGCACAGAAGCUAUUGCCCUUUUGGAUCAGUUAGAAGCAGAUUAUUAUGAUCUGCAACUUCAGUUGUAUGAAGUACAGUUUGAGAUCUUGAAGUGUGAGGAGUUACUGCUAACAGCUCAACUUGAAAGCAUCAAGAGACUUGUAUCAGAAAAGAGAGAUGAAGUAGUGUAUUAUGACACUUAUGAAAGCAUGGAGGCAAUGCUUGAAAAGGAAGAGAUGGCAGCAUCUCUACAUCUGCAGAGAGAAGAACUGCAGAAACUUCAGCAGAAAGCUCGGCAAUUGGAAGCAAGGCGUGGGCGAGUUUCGGCCAAGAAAGCCUACCUCAGAAAUAAAAAGGAAAUCUGUAUUGCAAAGCACAGUGAAAAAUUCCAGCAACGCCUUCGGAGUGAAGAUGAAUAUCGGACACAUCAUUCAGUACAACUAAAGAGAGAAAAGUUACAAGAUGAAGAAGAAAGAAAAAGCUCCUGGGUUAGCCAAGAAAGACAGAAGACACUAGAUAGACUUCGCACAUUUAAGCAGCGGUACCCUGGACAAGUCAUACUUAAGUCAACACGACUUCGACUGGCUCAUGCAAGGAGAAAAAGUGUUGCUAGCCCUGUGAGUGUAGAUCAGCCUCAGUCCCUACCAGUAACUCUAAGGACAGAAGAGAAAACUGAAGAGGGGGAACAAGGAAAAGAGGUGCUUCAAUCUUUACAAACCAAGGAACCCCAGAGACUAGCACAACUUGAAGAGCCUUCAUUAGCACAACUUGAAGCCACUUCAUUACCUCCCAGUGGUGUUACAUCUGAACUGCCUCUUGUUGCACCUCUUCCACUUCUUACUGAUAAUGACCUGACACCAGGUACUGUUACUGUUGUCCCACUCCCACCACCUCUUCCUCCAACUCCUCCACCGCCCCCACCACCCCCACCACCUCCACCACCGCCACCCCCUCUACCUACUACUAAGGAUGGUCCCACAGAGUCCCUGGAAAAAGACCUUUCUAAAGUGGAAGGUGAAGAAAAAAGAAUCCCAAAGUCUGCCAGUGCCCCUUCAGCACAUUUCUUUGACAGCAAUCAGCUGGUCAGUGCCAGGAAGAAGCUUAAAAAAACUGCUGAAGGUUUGCAACGGAGAAGAGUGAGUUCACCAAUGGAUGAGGUACUGGCUUCUUUGAAACGUGGUAGUUUUCAUCUGAAAAAGGUUGAACAACGAACUCUGCCUCCUUUUCCUGAUGAAGAUGAUAGUAAUAACAUCUUGGCACAGAUAAGGAAAGGGGUGAAACUGAAGAAGGUACAGAAGGAAGUUUUGAGAGAAUCCUUCACACUCUUGCCUGAUACAGACCCACUAACACGUAGCAUUCAUGAAGCACUUCGAAGAAUUAAAGAAGCAUCACCAGAAUCUGAGGAUGAAGAAGAGAGUUUGCCUUGCACAGAUUGGGAAAACUAACAUGUGACUUAACAGCCACUGAGAGGAAAAAUAAUGCCCACACUUGAAGAUUAUCUUCCUACUCCUUUGGGGAAAAUUUGUGAGCAGUAUGAUUCUGCAGUCUAAGCUGCAUUAGUGCAGUGUGUGAAAAGGGAAGUCAUUUUAUAGGUCAUCUUGAUGAUUCUAUCCAUUCCAGUACAUAGAGGUUAAACAAAGUGAAUUUUAGAUGUGUAAUGUACAUAAUCAUAAUGAAGAGAAUGUCUCUAGGAUGCCCUCCAGUUCUUUUAAAAGCACUUUUUUCAUUUACAUCAAUAGAGUGGCCAGUUAAACUUAGAAGAAUGCUGUUGCAUUGAUGAACAUCUACUGUGAGUUAUGUCAGGACUGCUAUUAAAUCUGCCCUUCAGUGCACUGAGAGAUCAUCUGCUUGAAAAACAGCUCUUCCACAUCAGUUUAUUCCACAGUUAAACAUCUUUUUAAAAAGCAGUCUUAGUUUACCCUAGUAGCUUUAUGACAGGAGUUGUAAGAAAAUUCAGAUGGAAAAUAAUCCCAAACUUCCAUAAUUGUUCAUCUCCAAAAGAAUUUAUGUUAAGAUGUCAUGACAUCUGAACAGAGACAUAGAAUAAUCAUGGGAGAUCCAUAUAUAAAUAUUUAUUUACAAUGACAUGACACACUUAACACGGCACAUUUUUAGGAAGCCACAGUCUUACACUUUGUUUUUUGAAAUAAAACUUUCCAUGCGCUUUUAAAUAGCUCUUAAUUUUGAGUUUAUAGUAGUUUGAAUUUUAUGUGCAACUAUUGUUAUGAGAAGCAAUACUUUGUAACUGGAUAGUACUUCAAAUGUUUUUUAGGCUUUCUGUUUGAACUAUCACUUGAUUACUGUAACUCAUGAAAUUUCUAUUUGGAAUCACAUAUGAAGGUUACUUUAAUUUGUGUUCUAUAUAAAUUUGGUUUUAUGCUCCACAAUUUAAAAACAAAAUGUGCUCCACGAUAAUUUCUAUCAAAAAAUAGACAUUAUAGCCUCUUUGACAACAAUUCACUACCUUUGAGCCCUCCAAGUAAAACUUUGAUGAAUAUUCUUUUGCAUUGGUACUUUGAAAAACAAUUAACAACUAAAGACUAAUAGUUUAAAGGCAGUUUUUUUUUUUCUAUUCAUAAUUGUGAAUAGUUAAGCAUCUCAAUUGGAUUAAACACAAAAUUACUUAAGUAGAGUCUUAUUCUUUCUAUCUAUCUUCAUUCCUUUACAAAAAGAAUUAACUCUGGCAGUAACAAGGGCCCUCAUGAUACCCAGACCUGUAAGACUUUUAGAACAGUAUUAUAGUAAAGUCCCAGUUUAUGUGGACUGCUACUUGUAUUAAUGAAUGGGGGAAAAAAUUAGUAAUGCCGUACUAACUAUCAAUCCCACUUCUUUUAAAGCAGUUGGUGUACAGUGAGAGAGCUGACAAGAUACCCUGGAAAAGGCCACAAGUCUAUUCACAUGUCUAAAGGCCACAAGUCUAUUCACAUGUCUUGACUUUUAAAAGAAACUAAUAAUUUGGAUCAUUUAAUUAUUGAUAUUGCCAAGUAUUGUUUGUUGAAGAGUUUAAAGAAAUAUUUGGAAAGUACUUGUGAGCCACCUUUUUCCAAAGUGACACUCUUUUUAUUCAAGCAACAUUUUACAGCUUGAUAUCUUACCUAGGCAGAUUACUAAUACAGAUUUAAUGUGUGAAAUUUCAUUGUCCUAUAGAAUCUUUUAACAAAAUAUUGCACAACAGUAAAAUAAUUAAAAUUUUCUUUUUAAUUAAAAAGUUGGAGUUUAGUAAUACUGUUUUUGUUUUUAAAGUUAGCAGCUUUAUAAACAAUUACAUACAUGAAAAAAAAAAGUUUUCCCACCUUAGGACUUUUUCUUAUUAAUACAUGUAACCAUAACAGAGACCCUUUUAAAAUUAACAGCGGUACAUAUUUGGAACCUCAUUGUGGAAUUAUUUCACAUAAAGCAGAAUUUGGUUUAAGAAUGUUCCAUUUUCAGCUACCAAAAGCACUUCAUAUAAGAGUCUUAAAAUAGUUUCCAUUGCCAUUAUGUAAUGACAAUAUCAAAGCAAGGCUACAUUGUUUAUAUCAAGUUGAUGUCCAAUAGUAAGAUGACUGAUUUCACUUCACCAACUACUAAUAUAACUUAUGGUUUGUCUUUUUUUUUUUAACAUGAAAUUUGAAAUGUCAGCAAUGUUAAACAAGAUCAUAUUCUUUACUUACUCAAUACUCUUUCCUCCAUUAAAAUGUGGGCUGAUUGUAUUAGCCUUAUAUGUAUGUUGUAACUAUAUUUAUAAAAGUUACAAGAGCUACUUGUUUUAUUGAAAAAGUUGUCUGAUUUACUUCCUUUCAAUUAAACCUGUGAUUUAAACAGACAAUUUUAUUAUUGUUAAUUUAUCAUGUUUCCAUAAUGAGAAUUAUAAGUUAAUAUACAGUUCCAGUCCAAGCUGCCAUGUAUUUAAAUAGGAAAGCAAGUGUGUGUUGACUUGGGAUGUUAAAAGAUAAACCUUGAGAGUCAUUUUCACAUAUUUCUUCUAUAUAGAAUUGAACUUGUAUAUAUUGCCAUGUAUAGUGUAUAGAAAAAGUAUUCCUAAUGCUGCAGAAUCUUGGUGGUGCUGUCACAGUGUGGGAAAAUGCCUGGCUUAGGAGACUUUACAAAGUUUUUGUUUGACAUAUCUUUGCAGACUUUAAUAAGCAUGUGAGUAGUAUAAAAAAUAUAAUUCCAAGUUCUAUCCCCUAAACCUUUGGAGCAGAAAUGUUUUUAUAAGGUGCAUUUUGAAAAGACUCAAUCCAGCUACAAAAUAAUGCAUAGUAUAUUAUUUCAUAACUUUCCAUUACAUGAAAUUCUAACCAUUUAUUCUUCUUGUAUGUACCAGAAAACAUCUACUUGUUUAUUACAAGCUGAGUGAGAUGUGUAAUAAUAAUAGAUAAUCUAGCGGACGGGGAUAUAUGAGUUUUAAGACAUGAGGAACAUACUGCUGCCCAUCACAGAUUGCAAGAAUUCAUAGUCAUAAGUGAAAGAAAAGCCAAAAUGGAGGACAACAUCUGUGUUUUGGAAUGGAUACAUAUCCAUAAAAAAAAUUUUAUUCAUCUGUUAUGUUUGCAUAAGAUAAAGGUAGCUUAGGGGGAAAGUUUUCUGGUUGUGAUUUUUGUUUUUUAUAAAACACAAAACAACAUUAAAGUUUUGUAACACACGCUUAACAUCAGCUAUUUACUUGUAAAAAGAACUCGUGUCCUUAGAGGCAAUAUCAGGGAUUUGGGGUUUCAUAUACUUUACAUGGCUCUUUGCAAAGAACCAUUUUGCCUUUAACAUAUUUUUCAUUUAGUAAAAUGUUUCAGAACUCUGGCAAGUACAUUAUUGAAAUGCAAUUAAUUGAUAAGAGCCCUAAACUUAAUUGUUAUUAGCAUUUGUUCUUUUUGUUGCACUGAAUUAAUAUUAUAAUUUAUAAGGCUUUGUAUUCAUUUUAAACAGAUUUUAUUUUCUUUUUAAUAAUUAUAUUCUGUUAUUUCUGAUAAAUUCCCAAAAGAAUGAAAGAAAAUUGUAUGCAUAACAUUAGAGAAUUAUUACAGAUGUUACAAAGCAGUGAGGGUUAUUUCAAAAAAAAGAGAUAAAAAUGAAAGCACCUUACUGUUGGAGCACAUUGCAUUUAUUUAGGACUACUGACAGAUAACGGUAGUUAUGUUUGAACUUUAUUGCAAAGUGCUCUCUAGCUAAAGCACACUGACCAAUGUCACUGCUAAUUAGUUGCUCUAUAAAAGGAAGCAAUGGAUAUUUUCUAGCCUAUAAAAUAUAGUAUAAUGUUUUCCUACAAAAUGAAUUUAUAUUGCUGUCUAAACUGUCACGUACAUAACAUUUAGAGGUUUUUAAAGGUGGGAGGGAGCUGCCAGUAUACUUUCUGGAUCAAUUUUUAUAUGUUUUGUCUUUGUGUUGUAUACAUGUAUACACAUAUGUGUGCAUGCACGCAUAAAUAUAAAUGUUUAUCUUAUCAAGAUAUUUUUAAAAGGUCUGUUCAUUCCAUAUUCCUAAAUUUGAUCCACAAUGUUUACACCUUGGCACUUGUAGGUCUUAAUUGUGAUUCUAACAGAACAAAUCCUUUAUCAUUUGCCUUCAGGCAUUCCAAAUUCACUGAGUGAAUGUCUCCUCCCCUUUCUGCCUCCCCACAUCCCAUUCCCCCCCCCCCAAAAAAAAAAAAAAAAA